CAUGGCAAUGCCUAGCUUUCGUGAUGCUUCUACUACUACCCAUUAUCUUCCACUUUCUCCAACGCCGUUUGCAUGCUCCAUAUUCCUCUAAACAAACCAAACCCUUCUCUCAUUCUUCCCUCUGCCACUCUCUUCAUGGCUCUUCCCUUCAACCUCGUACACUCCUACCUCGUCCCGCUCUUCUUCUUGUGUUUUCUGCAUGUCACCGCAGAACAAAACAACGACAAGCUUUACCUUCUUUCCUUCAAAGAGGGUCUCCAAAACCCUCACCUUCUCCCUUCGUGGAACCCCGCCACCCCGCACUGCCACUGGGUCGGCGUCACGUGCCAACUCGGACGAGUCACUUCGCUCUCUCUUCCCAACCGCAACCUCAGAGGAACACUCUCUUCCUCGCUCUUCUCUCUCUCUUCACUCUCUCUCCUCAACCUACGUGACAACCAGCUCGCGGGGGAGAUCCCCGGCGAGCUCGGCGGGUUGCUUCAGCUGGAAACUCUCCGACUCGGCUCCAACUCCCUCGCCGGGAAUAUCCCGCCGGAGGUGGGGCUCUUGACGAAGCUAUGCACACUCGACCUCUCCGGGAACUCGCUCGUUGGAGAAGUGCCGGAGAGCGUCGGGAAUUUGACCCGGCUUGAAUUUCUCGACCUCAGCAACAACUUUUUAUCCGGUUCUCUUCCGGUGAGUCUCUUUACCGGAGCGAGGUCUUUGAUUUCCGUUGAUAUCUCGAACAACUCGUUUUCCGGCGUAAUCCCGCCGGAAAUCGGGAACUGGCGGAACAUCAGUGCCCUUUACGUGGGGAUUAACAAGUUGUCUGGGACUUUGCCGAGGGAGAUUGGGUUGCUUUCAAAACUUGAAAUUUUCUACUCUCCUUCCUGUUCCAUCGAAGGUCCUUUGCCUGAGGAAAUGGCGAAGCUGAAAGCGUUGACCAAGCUUGACCUUUCUUACAACCCCUUGAGGUGUUCGAUUCCCCGGUUCAUUGGGGAGCUGGAGAGCUUGAAAAUUUUGGACCUUGUGUUUGCCCAGCUUAAUGGGUCGGUGCCAGCCGAGCUUGGGAAGUGUAAGAAUUUGAGGUCUGUGAUGCUUUCUUUCAAUUCACUCUCUGGGUCUCUGCCUGAGGAGCUUUCUGAGCUUCCCAUGUUAACCUUUUCUGCUGAGAAAAAUCAGCUUCAUGGGCCUUUGCCUUCUUGGCUGGGGAAGUGGAGCAAUAUCGAUUCUCUUUUGCUCUCUGCUAACCGUUUUUCUGGGGUUAUUCCUCCUGAACUUGGGAAUUGUUCUGUGAUGGAGCACCUCAGUUUAAGCAGUAAUUUGCUGACAGGUCCUAUUCCUGAGGAGCUUUGCAAUGCUGCCUCACUUUUGGAGGUUGAUCUUGAUGACAACUUUCUCUCUGGUACUCUUGAGAAAGUGUUCGUCAAGUGUAAGAACCUUACACAGUUGGUUUUGAUGAAUAAUAGGAUUGUUGGUUCUAUACCCGAGUAUCUUUCUGAGUUACCCUUGAUGGUGCUGGACCUUGAUUCUAACAAUUUUAGUGGGAAAAUACCUUCUGGGCUGUGGAAAUCAUUGGCUCUGAUGGAAUUCUCCGCUGCUAAUAACCGUUUGGAGGGUUCUCUUCCUGUGGAGAUUGGGAAUGCAGUUAUUCUGGAGAGGCUUGUUCUUAGCAAUAAUCGUCUGACAGGUACUAUUCCUAAGGAAAUUGGGAGACUCUCAAAUCUUUCAGUUCUUAAUUUGAACGCGAAUAUGCUUGAAGGGAGUAUCCCAACUGAGCUUGGUGGCUGCACUUCCCUCACCACACUGGACCUUGGAAAUAAUAAGCUGAACGGAUCUAUUCCUGAGAAACUGGUUGAACUGAGCCAAUUGCAGUGUCUGGUUCUUUCUCACAAUAAUCUAUCUGGGUCCAUUCCUGCCAAAAAAUCUUCAUAUUUUCGACAGCGUAGCAUCCCUGAUCUGAGCUUUGUCCAGCACCUUGGCGUGUUUGAUCUCUCUCACAACAGAUUGUCUGGCCCCAUACCCGAUGAAAUUGGGAGUUGUGCAGUGGUUGUGAAUCUCUUAGUUAGCAACAACAUGCUCUCUGGUAGCAUUCCUAAAUCACUUUCACUGUUGACGAAUCUUACAACUUUGGAUCUGUCUGACAACUUGUUGUCGGGUUCCAUUCCACUGGAGCUUGGAGGUGUGCUCAAGCUCCAGGGUUUGUAUUUGGGACGUAAUCAGCUGUCAGGUACCAUCCCUCAAAGCUUUGGAAAGUUGACUAAUUUGGUGAAGCUGAAUUUGACAGGAAAUAAGUUGUCUGGUUCAAUUCCGGUGAGUUUUGAGAACAUGAAAGGGUUGACUCACUUGGAUUUGAGCUAUAAUGAGCUGAGCGGCGAGCUUCCUUCUUCUCUUUCAGGAGUGCAAAGCCUUGUUGGGAUUUAUGUGCAAAAUAACAGGCUUUCAGGCCAACUAGGGGAGCUCUUCUCAAACUCCAUGACAUGGAGGAUUGAGACAGUGAAUUUAAGUGACAAUUGCUUCAAUGGGAACUUGCCGCGGUCUUUGGGAAAUCUUUCUUACCUGACAAAUUUGGAUCUUCAUGGAAAUAUGUUGACUGGAGACAUUCCUUUAGACCUUGGGGAUCUUAUGCAAAUGGAAUAUUUUGAUGUUUCAGGUAAUAAACUAUCUGGAAGGAUUCCAGACAAGUUAUGCGGCCUAGAUAAUCUGGUUUACCUAGAUGUGUCACGAAACAGGUUGGAAGGGCCGAUACCAAGUAAUGGUAUUUGCCAGAACCUACCCAGAUUUAGACUUGCAGGGAACAGAAACCUUUGUGGCCAGAUGUUGGGUAUAAUUUGUCAGGAUAAAAGCAUUGGAAGAUCAGUAUUGUAUAAUGCAUGGCGGCUUGCUGCAAUUGCGGUUACACUUUUACUGCUAACUCUAAGCAUUGCUUUUGUUCUGCAUAAAUGGAUUACCAGGAGGCAAGCUAAUCCUGAGGAGCUUGUGGAGCGCAAACUAAACAGUUAUGUUGAUCACAAUCUUUAUUUCUUGAGCAGUAGCAGAUCAAAGGAGCCAUUGAGUAUCAAUGUUGCAAUGUUUGAGCAGCCUCUUCUGAAAUUAACUUUGGUGGACAUCCUUGAAGCAACUGACAACUUCAGCAAGACAAAUAUAAUUGGAGAUGGAGGUUUUGGAACUGUGUACAAGGCCACUUUACCUAAUGGAAAAACGGUUGCAGUGAAGAAGCUUAGUGAGGCAAAAACGCAAGGUCAUCGUGAGUUCAUGGCUGAAAUGGAAACCUUGGGCAAGGUGAAGCAUCAAAAUCUCGUUGAAUUACUUGGAUAUUGCUCAAUCGGCGAGGAGAAACUGCUCGUUUAUGAAUAUAUGGUAAAUGGGAGCUUAGAUCUUUGGUUGAGAAAUAAGACCGGGGCACUUGAAAUCCUGAGCUGGAACAAACGUUACAAAAUUGCAACUGACGCAGCUCGAGGAUUAGCUUUCCUUCAUCAUGGUUUUAUACCUCACAUCAUUCACAGGGAUGUUAAAGCUAGCAACAUCUUGCUGAAUGAAAAUUUUGAGCCAAAGGUUGCAGACUUUGGACUGGCAAGACUGAUCAGUGCCUGUGAGACUCAUAUCACCACUGAUAUUGCUGGAACAUUUGGUUACAUUCCACCAGAGUAUGGACAGAGUGGGAGAUCCACAACAAGAGGAGAUGUUUACAGUUUUGGGGUCAUUUUGCUUGAACUUGUGACUGGUAAAGAGCCAACAGGACCAGAUUUUAAAGAGAUUGAAGGUGGUAACUUGGUUGGAUGGGUUACUCAGAAGAUCAAGAAGGGACAGGCUGCUGAUGUUCUUGAUCCAUCAGUUCUUGAUGCCGACUCAAAGCAGAUGAUGCUUCAAAUGCUGCAAAUUGCUUGUGUUUGCAUAUCUGACAAUCCUGCAAACAGGCCUACCAUGCUUCAAGUGCACAAAUUCUUGAAGGGGAUGAAGGGGGAGUAAUUCACUAGUAUUUACAUCAACAAUUAACUGAACUUUUCUAACACAAGCUCUAGACUAGUAAUCUAAUGUUAUGUAUGUAGAUUAUGGUUUAUCAAUCUAUAUAUGUAUAAAAGCUCUUUCUUAUC
Messenger RNA from Vigna angularis (adzuki bean), 4073 nucleotides. RefSeq names its product leucine-rich repeat receptor protein kinase EMS1. The transcript has a single exon. Gene Ontology annotation, molecular function: ATP binding; protein kinase activity; protein binding. Gene Ontology annotation, cellular component: plasma membrane. The record is from RefSeq and is a predicted model, not a curated record. Gene Ontology annotation, biological process: protein phosphorylation; hormone-mediated signaling pathway. NCBI's taxonomy places the organism in Eukaryota, Viridiplantae, Streptophyta, Magnoliopsida, Fabales, Fabaceae. The coding region runs from base 73 to 3948 and encodes 1291 amino acids.